Molecule: messenger RNA, 1794 nt
Organism: Colletotrichum karsti
Lineage: Eukaryota; Fungi; Ascomycota; Sordariomycetes; Glomerellales; Glomerellaceae
Product: efflux pump antibiotic resistance
Exons: 5
Coding region: 1-1794 (597 amino acids)
Biological process (GO): transmembrane transport
Molecular function (GO): transmembrane transporter activity
Source: RefSeq, a predicted model, not a curated record
AUGGAUCCUUCGAACGAAACCAUCAGUAUAACCCGAACACAAUCGAAAGAAUACAAGAACAAGCGCGACACAUUUAUCGAUGUAGCGGUUCCGUCAUAUCAGUUGGAGCUGCCUCACGACUUUCCGCUAGAAAGGGCGCCCUGGGACGAUGCCUCUAGCGAACAAACCAAGGUCCCGACGAGUUCCACGGAUGAGUUGUCAAUUGAGAGUAACAAUGUAGAGAAAAGAGGCGAUACAGCGUCGGAUGCUGUUGGUGAUUUUCCUCAAGGUCUCCAACUAGCCAUGAUCGUGUUAGCCGUCAUUCUCAGUUUCUUUCUUGUGUCACUUGACAUGACCAUCGUAGCAACCGCGAUACCGAGGAUAACUGACGAGUUUCACGGUAUUGCCGAUGUGUCGUGGUAUAGCUCGGUAUUCUUCAUGACGACUGCCGGGUUCCAGUCGACUUGGGGCAAAGCGUAUAAGUACUUCCCGCUCAAGACGACGUUUCUGGCUUCCAUUACGGUCUUUGAACUGGGCAGCCUGCUUUGUGGAGCAGCUCCAACAUCCCUCGCCCUUAUCAUCGGGCGUGCUAUAACCGGCAUAGGGGGCGCAGGAAUCGGAUCUGGCUGUUACACCAUCAUUGGCUUUUCUGCCGAUCCGAAGAAGAGACCUUUAUUCACUGGGCUUGUUGGUGCAUCGUACGGUAUAGCCAGUGCACUUGGCCCCUUGCUCGGCGGCUUACUUAGUGACAAGGCAUCGUGGCGUUGGUGUUUCUACAUCAACCUACCAAUCGGAGCCAUCUCCAUACUGGCUAUUGUUCGUUUCUUCAAAUCUCCGGCAGCUGCAAAUCCGCAGGCAGCGUCUUGGAUGGAGAAAAUCGUACAAAUGGAUCCUCUAGGAUCUUCUCUCAUGAUGUCUGCUGUUGUUUCUCUGAUAUUGGCUCUCCAGAAGGGUGGACAGACCGAUUCUUGGGGUUCGCCAAAAGUUAUUGGCCUCCUCGUUAGCGCCGGCGUUCUUAUGGUUCUCUUUGCAGUUUGGGAAAGUUUUCAGGGAGAAAGAGCAAUGAUAGUUCCUCGGCUCUUCAGGCGUCGCGUUAUAUUCUUUUCCUUCAUGUUUCUCGCACUCUUCGCGGGCGGCUACUAUACACUUAUCUAUAUCCUACCGUUGUACUUCCAGGCCAUCGAUGGAACAAGCCCAAUCGAAUCUGGAGUUCGUAAUCUUCCGCUCAUAAUCGCCGUCUCUAUUGCAUCCAUCCUUUCCGGAAGCUUGGUCUCAUCCACCGGCUUUGCUGCACCCCUCAUGCCCAUUGGCGCCGCCACUGCCACAGUUGCGGCCGGACUUCUGUUCACGCUUGACAUUGGCACCGAGCCGAUCAAAUGGGUCAUGUACCAAGUGCUUGCAGGCAUUGGCUUUGGUAUCGCUAUCCAGGUGCCGAUGAUCAUAAGCCAGUCGAGCAUCGACUUGUCCGAUCUUGCUUCGAUCACAGCUCUGAUGAUGUUUAGCCAGACUACUGGAGCCGCUGUUCUUGUUUCGGCAGCCCAGGCUGCAUUCGGCAACGUCCUCCUUCAGGAGGCACAGAUGACUGCCCCGGAUAUCAAGCCCGAGGCUCUGAUUAUGACAGGCGUUGGCUCGUUGCGGCAGGUGUUUCGUCCCGAUCAACUUGCAGGGAUUUUGGUUGCUUACAUGAGAGGUUUGAAGAUCACAUUUGCUAUUGUUAUCGGAGCGGUUGUUUUGGCAUUUAGCAUGAGCACCUACGUGCCAUGGAAGCGAUUGGGACAUGGCAGUAAGAAAGAGGUAGCUGCCGAGGAAGUUUAA